AUUCAAUUCAACAAAACAGUUGAAAAACAAAACAAAAACAAAUGUUCAGUGGAAACCACAAAACACCAUGGAAACUCACAACAAAACGGUUUUGCAGGGCUUAUUGAAAAUUAAUUUAGUUACCCGAAAAAAGAUAAGUGCCGAAACCGAAAGCUAAAAAAAGUUUCACAUAACGUUUUAACAGCUCAAACAGUCGUUUUGCGUCUGUGGUAUUUGCAGUGGCAAAGUAGGCUUCACUUGUUUUUUGCGCCUAGCAACCAACUUUCAACAAAACCUCCAUUUUAAAAGGAAACUUUGGGCUAAACUCGCACGAAAAUCGUGAACUGGCAGUGUUAAAAACCCGCCCUAUGUUUAAUUGUUUUGCAGGUUCCAGUUAAGAAUAAUUCAAUUUCCCAAAAAAAGAAUGAAUAGGCUAAAUCGGCCCGAAGGCAACCCGAACCCGGAAAAUUUCGGUUUCCACACGUUGCCAGGCGCUGGUCCGAGAGUUGGUCCUUCUGGCGAGCCUUCUGGCAAUCAUCCAACUUACUACCAAGACGCGACUUUUGGUUUUGGGCCCCUGUUUCCACCUUUGAUGCCCCAGAAUUCACCGUCGGCUGUGCAGUAUCAGUGUUUCAACCCAAGCUCCAUUCAAUCACCCCUACCCCCUGAAGGCUAUAAUUUGAGCCAAAUCACACAGCUUGACGAGGAGCUGUUGGACUCUGAGGAUUUUUUGAAGUUUUUGGACCACGGCUGCGUUAUUGCUGAGCAAAUAGCGUACAGACACCGCAACAGAUCUUUCUUCCGCAAGCUGCUAACUGUGUGCGCUAAAACCAGAUCAACAAUUCGCAAACCAAACAAAACUAUUCCCAACAUCAACUCAAAAGGCAUCCCAUGGGCCACCAGGGACUCGAUUCAUGCCUUUAUGCACUUGGUUGAUACCUGGAAAUUGAUGCGAGGCUACUGGGACAACAGAGAAGUAUUCUCCGGUUGUCACUUGGGUAUAAUCAGAACGAUGCUGAAUCCAGAAUUCAGGUCUUGCUACCUCCAGUGGGAGAAGCUGACCAAGGAAAUGACUGGUCACUUGAUGAACAUGUUUUACAAUUUGGACCAGAACUUCAACGCUCCCAGCUCAAGUACUGAAUUAUAUAAUACACCGUCUCCGGCGUCUCUGGUAAACCUAACCAGUAGCUCAUCUGAAGAAACUGUUAUAAACCAACUACCCUUUACCGACUCCUCAAUAUCCACUCAGACCAACUCCCCAAUAAUCACUCCAAGAGGCAUAAUCCAUUUGCCUGUAGCUUCGGUUAAAGAAACUGGCAACCCAGCUAAUCAAACCGUUUCAGAUUCCGACAAAAAAGAAAACUGUAAUCGAAGAUACAUAAGUGGCAACAACUAUUUCCCCCCUGGAGACUAUAACGUUCCAAAAACGGGGUGCAUCGCUCAGCGCAUUGAGGGUGUGGAUACUGAUGAAAACUUGCGCAAAGCGCAAGACGCCUGGGCUAAUUUCCAAUUGGAGCUGAACCUGUCCACCACCACCGAAAACAACCUUGAAAAUAUCCUCAGCGACUAUACAGAUGGCAAAAAUCCAAGGGUCCAGCAAGAGCGGAAAUCCUUAGAUUUACCUGUGAGAGAUCUACAUGGUCGUCAGAGUUCGACUACACUUCUUGGUGUGUGUAACCCGAGGGGUAGCCGAGGGGGUAACCCUUACGAGCUUCCAGGAGUUGGCAUCACCGAAACUGGACUAGAGUACAUUUUGAAAUAUUUGAUCAAUCGCCUUAUGCUUGUUGUGGGGCGUAAUGAAACGGAGGACUUGUAUGGGAUCAUAAGAAAACUUCUUAACGAAGAAUAUUCUCAUGUCAAUGAAGUUGUCAGAGAUCUGAAAUAUUUAACCAAGGUGUGGGAUAAGAGUGCCGUACCCCCCAAUAAUUGGACGUUCGAGCAAAAACUACAAUCUUUGCUGAUCACACAUUUUUUUGCUUAUGAUUUCGAUCACAUUGAAGGCUACCCAAACGAGCAGGUGGGUGCUCUGAAAUUCGUUUGAUGACGUUCUAUAUUGUUUUAUAAUAAUAGUUUAAUAAUUAGUUCUAGUAUUUUAUUUUUUUUUAAUUGCGUGACUUAUUUCGUUUACUCGAAAACGGAACUUCUUGCUGAUCACACGCUUUAUUGCUUACAAUUUUGAUAACAUUGAAGGCAUUGAGCGGGUGGGUCCUCUGAAAUUCAUUCGGUGAUUGCGAUUGUAUAAUAUUGUUUGAUAUCGAUAGUUUAAUUAGUUUUAACUGUGCGAUUUAUUGUUUCUUUUUGCUUCAUUGAAAAUAGAUGUUUCAAACUGUUUUUUCUUGGGUGUGUUUUUAAUUUUUUUUUUCUUGAACUGCAGUGGGAACCUCAUAUUGGAAGCGAAGUCAGAAAAUCUAAUACAUUAACAUAUUUAUCUUAUUGAAAAGACCUUCUUGGAUACUUCUGUUGAUAUGAUUUCCGAACGUUGUAAAACCUAUACAUAAACUUGAGUAUGAAAACAGUGUGCAUGCAGUCCCUUUUACAACGAUAUAGUUCUUCUGAAGACUAAGCAAAAUUCCUGAAGCCACUAAGAAUGU
Ceutorhynchus assimilis (cabbage seed weevil) is the source of this 2570-nucleotide messenger RNA. Lineage: Eukaryota; Metazoa; Arthropoda; Insecta; Coleoptera; Curculionidae. The record is from the annotation of a GenBank genome assembly.